AUGUUCCCGAUGCGUCGCGUGGCGUCCAUCUUGUGUUACUGCUGCCUCGUCGGCGCCGCCAUUUUCAUCGCGACCGCCGUCGCGUCGAGCCCUGCGGUUGGGGCGACGAUGUCCGACACGUUUGCCGCGUGGGUCGCGGAGAGCAUCGCACAGGUGCCGCAGUUGGCAGGGCGCACGCGCGGAGCAGUGCUGAGGUGUGUGCCAGCUGCAGCAAUGCCCCACCUGGGGCCAUUCCUCAAGGGGUUCACGUCAAUGACGCUCGUGGGGCAGGGAUUCCGCGGCAUUCCUGGCGCGGCGGUGGCGGCGGCGGCGGCGGCGCCAGCGUCUGGUGUGGCGGACGCCGUGGCUGUCAUCAUGGUGCAGCCGGUGGAGAAGCUCUUCUAUUCGAUCGGUGGGAUUGUUGCGGAAAUUGCGCUGCUGCGCCUACUCGUGUGCCCGCCUCGUCUGCCGGCCUUCACGGUGAAGGAGAAGAUGCCACAUGGCUUCUUCUAUACCCACGCCGGGUGGCUGCUACUCGUCGCGUGUGUUGCGAUCCCCAACGGUGUGGUUGAUGUGGGCUUCUUCAUUGCGUUGUUCGCCCGGCUGCCGCUCGAGACGUACACGCCGGCGCUAGUGGUGGGCAAACUCGCGAGGCCGUACGUUGCAGCUGCACUCUGCAGUGUCCCGUUUUUGACGAAGUUCCUGCAGGCCCCCGCGUGGUGGACCGCGCGGAUGCCAUCGCUGGAGCUGCACACUCCUGUGAUGGNGUCCCGUUUUUGA
Trypanosoma grayi is the source of this 759-nucleotide messenger RNA. RefSeq lists its product as hypothetical. The transcript has a single exon. Bases 1 to 759 code for a protein of 252 amino acids. The record is from RefSeq and is a predicted model, not a curated record. NCBI's taxonomy places the organism in Eukaryota, Euglenozoa, Kinetoplastea, Trypanosomatida, Trypanosomatidae.